GGAGCUGGCCCGCUUUUCCGGCAACAAAGAGCCUCCACCACCAGCCGCCCCGGGAUAAAUACCAGCCGAGGCAGCCAAGCUCAGGAAGAAGAAGAAGAAGGAGACGGAGAGACUUCGAGUCCCAUCCAGCCUUGGCAUCUUUGCGCACCGAGAGUGGGCACUCGCCUUCCCCGCGCGCCCUUGGGCUUUGGAGAGACCUGCGAGAAGAGCAAAAGACAACUAGACUUGCUUGCUAGUCAAUCGGAGGGUUCCCUUCCUUCCUUCCUUCUUUUUUUCCUUCUUUCCUUCCUUCCUUCCUUCCUCCCCGUGUUUUGGCGACGAUGCCAUUUCUCGGGCAGGAUUGGCGCUCCCCGGGGCAGAACUGGGUGAAGACCGCGGAUGGGUGGACCCGGUGCCUGGGCGAGAAGGACAACGCCAACUACAGUUACUGCAGAAAAGAAGACUACAAUAAGGAGAACCUUUUCAACAGCCUCAACUGUGACAUUGCUGCAAAGAAGAGAAAGAAGGACCAGCUGAACAACAAAACAAAGAUUCAGUACUUUCAUCAAGAAAAAUGGAUUUAUGUGCACAAGGGUAGCACAAAAGAACGCCAUGGCUACUGCACUUUGGGAGAAGCUUUUAAUAGACUGGAUUUCUCAAAUGCCAUUCUGGACUCCAGGCGGUUCAAUUAUGUCGUACGGCUGUUGGAGCUGAUAGCAAAGUCCCAGCUAACAUCCCUGAGUGGAAUCGCCCAGAAAAACUAUAUGAAUAUAUUGGAAAAAGUAGUACAAAAAGUUCUGGAGGAUCAACAGAACAUCAGGCUAAUAAGAGAGCUGCUGCAGACUCUUUAUAUGUCACUUUGCACCUUGGUCCAAAGUGUUGGCAAGUCUGUUCUGGUGGGGAAUAUCAACAUGUGGGUCCACAGAAUGGAGACAAUUCUGCACUGGCAGCAGCAGUUGAACAAUAUCCAAAUCACCCGGCCUGCCUUGAAAGGCUUGACUUUUACAGACCUGCCUUUAUGUUUACAAUUAAAUAUCAUGCAACGACUGACCGAUGGGCGAGAUCUCGUGAGCCUUGGACAAGUAGCUCCCAGCCUUCAAGUGCUCAGCGAAGACAGGCUACUAUGGAAAAGACUUUGUCAUUAUCACUUCACAGACAGACAGAUACGCAAGCGGCUGAUUUUGUCAGAUAAAGGGCAUUUGGAUUGGAAGAAGAUGUACUUCAAGCUUGUGAGAUGCUAUCCAAGGAAGGAACAGUAUGGAGACACCUUACAGCUCUGCAGACAUUGCCAUAUUCUCUCUUGGAAGGGCACCGACCAUCCAUGUACAGCUAACAAUCCAGACAGCUGCUCGACUUCUCUUUCACCCCAGGACUUCAUCAACUUGUUUAGAUUUUGAACUCCUGAACGAUUUCAACUCUACAGCUCACUAUUCUGAUGAGACAUUUUAUACUGCCGAGCGAAACCUGUUCAACCUGUAUAUAGUUUGUAAAUAUUGCUGCUUGACGUUCCUGAGUCAAGAGGACAAGAGGAUUUUAGGAGGCGAAGGGAGUCAUCAUUCAGUAGCAAUGAACUGUUUAAGAUCAUGGCUUUCUAAUUGGACUGUUCAAUGCAAAAGGAAGUCCUUUGUAAAUACAAUGUUUUGUGAAAACUGAAGCACACAUGUCAGGAGGGAUAAUCCCAGAACUGCUUAAGAGCUUCAAAUGAAAUUUGUUUUGCGUCCAUUUGAAAUAUCUCUUUGGCUUCAAAGCAUGGGGAAUUAAACACCAUGAUUAGGAAAAAAUUGUCAAACUAUUCCCUGCUCUAGGUUUUGUUUACAAGGGGUAUUUUAUACCUAAGAGGGUUUUUUAAAGAAAUACGUAAGAGAGAUGCUUUUAUCCCCCCUUUUUAAAAUAUGUACAUACCACACCGUUUUCUACCUCUGAAGUGCUUUCCAACCAACCCAAGAUGCAAUGUGAAGUAUUUGUAGAGAUUCGAAAGGAAAAUGUCGAUGGUGAUGGUUAGCAUGUUCCUUUCUGCUAUUACUUAAGAUGUGUUUUAAUCUGCUUUCUUUGGGGCAAUAUUUGAACAGUUAAGUUCUAGUAAAGACAGAAGGACAACCCAAUGGUUGGGUUUUUUGAUGGCUGGUAAGAACAUUAAAUGUUUAGGAAAAUUGGUGAUGGAAAUUUAGCGUGCUAGACCACAGCACACCAUCCAUAUUCACCUUCUAGUGACAGCCCAAAGUAUUUUGAUGUGGCUACAGUUUUGCACAACCAUUUUCAAUAACAGAUUGACUGUAUAUACUGCUGUGAGAGUUGCUAGUGCUUUGAUUUGCAAAGAGAAGCAAUGAUGAAUGCUUGAAGGCAAGUCCUAUUUUUUUUUAAUAAAAAAACAGCUCUCACAAAUGCAGACAGGUUGAGCAUCCCUUGCCUAGAAAGCUGAAAUACUCCAAAAUCUGAAAUGGUAUCCAUCCAUAGACAGCCGUGAUAGUUGAUGCUUUUGCUUUCUCAUGGAUCAAUGUACACAAACUUUGUUUCAUUCAUAAAAUCAUUUAAAAAUAUUUUCUAUUGUUACCUUCAGGCUAUAAAGCAUAUAAAUUUCCUAUCUCCAAGAUCUAUGUACAUAUAUGCAAAUACACAUAUUCCAAAAUGUAAAAAAAUCCAAAACACUUUUGGUCCCAAGCAUUUCAGUCAAGGCAUACUCAACCUAUGUUAGAUUCUCAACUGUCCAGCCCAGUGGUUCUUAACUUGUGGGUCCCCAGGUGUUUUGGUCUACAACUCCCAGAAAUCCCAGUUAGUUUAGCAGCUGCUAGGAUUUCUGGGAGUUGAAGGCCAAAAUAUCUGGGGACCCACAGGUUGAGAACCACUGGACUAGACCUUGAAUAGGUUGAUGCUCCUCUGGAGGACACUUAUUUGUUAGCAUCAGUGACUUGUUCCCUGAGUAAUUUUGCAAUUAUGGUAUUCCAUGUAUGCAAAAGACAUCAGUGUGUUGUAGCCAAUCUUCUGAAAAGUAGUGGGAAAACUCCCAACUAAUCAUGAAACUUAUUCAUUUCAAUGGAUGGGAAUAUGGGUUAUUGAAUGUCAAUGGAGUGAAUAAGGCAAAAUCAAGACGGGAACAAGGAAGCGCAUCCAUUGAUAUUUGUGGAGAAUCAGUAAAGUAAAACUUUCUUAUGUUGUUAUCAACCCGAAAGAGGUUUUGUUUGAUUUUGUAGGAAGACUUUUCUCCCUGUGAUUGUUUAUAUGUUUUCAUGAGGAAUGAAUGAGGAAUUCGCUUCAAAGCUCUUUGCCAAUACAAAUAUUACAUGAUGUGAUUUCUGUGGAAUUAAUUCAAAUUUGUGUUUGAUUCUUGAGAUUCCUAGGCCCCCGCCAUCCUUUGGAUUUGCCAGGUUGCCCAAGUAAAAUGCCAGCGAAGUUAACUGUAUCAUAUCAAACUGUUGCUUCCCCAUUUAUUUCUAAAUAUAUGAAAAGUAUAAAAAUUGAUUAUUCUAAAAUCUGAAUAUUGUGCACAAGAAAGAGAUUCCUAUUUGGACUGGAUAAUAUGAUUAGUAUUCAAAGCUUUCUAAUGGUUUGAAAGGCCACAUUUGGAAAGUUUCCCUGGUCAGCCAUUUGCUAAAAAUACAUGUAUUUAGAACAUUGAUAAUAUUAAUGAAAUGAAUUAAUUUUCCUUAAUUGGUUUAAGAUUUUCAUGUUGUUUCAAUAUAUUUCAGUCAAAGUUGUUCUACAUCCUUUUGGGAAUGUGUGAUAUUUUUACCAUGUUCAAUUCUUGCAUGAGUAAAUCAAAACUGGUUGAUGGUAGCUAUUUGCUAUGAACUGAAAAACCCGAACCUGAAAAAGUUACUUCUUGGACUAAAUCUCCUGCCUGGCUGUGAGAUUUUAGAAUAGUAGAGUUGGAAGAGACCACACAUUUUGACAGCUGUAGUCCAAUAUAACUUUUUCCAAAUUUUGAGAAAUGCAAUAAGAGUCCUGGCCAUCUUACUACUUUCCAAAAAUCACUUGUGGAAGUAGUUUAAUAAUAAUAAUAAUUACAAGGGAAAAGCUAAAACCUGUCAAAUACAAAGAAUAUUUACUUUCAGAUCUUGGCUAUGCAUUGGUUCUGCAAUAUGUAGCCUGGAGGAUUUUAAUUGGCAAUUAUAACCUUUAUUUAGAUGAGCCGAUAUGUGGUUUUUCUUUUGUUAUUCUUCAGGCAUGUCUAGUUAAAUUGGCCGAUCCUCAAAACUUCACAUAUCCUUGGGCCUCUCAUCCUGUCUGUACCAUAGACAGAGCACAAUUAGGGCUCAGAUAGGCUGCAUCAUCUGAAUAAUCCAAAGAGUAAGUUAGCUCCUUCUUGUAUUAUAUCCUUGCUUUAGAGCUCCUUAACCAAUAUGUCUAGCUAGACAGGAGAAAUUUGCUGUAUGAGUAUGCCCUCCAAAACAAGACUGAAGGCUGUUUAAGAUGUUGUUAUGGUAGGCGAGGAAGUUGAGAAGGUGCAGAGAUUGUUGACCUAAUGGAGUAUGGAAGUAGAUGCUGUUAAACAGAUGUUGAUGUGGUUGAUGUCUUAACAGGAAAAUUAAAUUCAGUUGGUUCAUGCUUGGGGUUUUUUUUCUUGUCAGGAAUGACUUGAGAAACUGCAAGUUGCUUCUGGUGUGAGAGAAUUGGUUGUCUACAAGGACAUUGCCCAGGGGAUGUCUGGAUGUUUUGCCAUCCUGUGGGAGGUUUCUCUCAUGUCCCCACAUGAGAAGCUGGGGCUACAAGAUGAGAGCUCACCUCACUCCCUGGAUUCAUAUCGCCAACCUUUCAGUCAGCAGCCCUGCUGGCACAAGGAUUUAACCCAUUGUGUCACCGGGGGGUCAUGCUUGUGAUGCACAUAUCAACUUAGGGUGCAUCUACACUGUAGAAUUAAUGCAGUUUGACACUACUUCAGCUACCAUGGCUCAAUGCUGUGGAAUCAUAGGAGUUGUAGUUUUGUGAGGCACCUGCCUUCUUUGGCAGGGAAGGGCAGAGACAUUGUAAAAACAGCAUCAAACUGCAUGACUUCUUCUGUGUUGAUGCACCCUAGGAAAUGGGAGUCAACUGUGCCCAUACAAUUGUGUGCUCUAAUUCUGUAAGCUGGUGCAAAAAUGAACUUGUGGCUUCAUACAUUUUCUUGAAAUUUUAAAUCUCAUCAGACCUAGAUAGCACAGUCAAUAAUAAAAAGGCUGAUGGGAGUUGUAGUCCAACUACAUCUGGAAGGCCACAAAUAGAUCACCUUUGUGUUAGGCAAAUAAUGCAUUCAGCAGCCAGGGAAUGGCUCUUUUGCAAGUGGUAUGAAAAGUGGUACAUAUAUGUAUUGUAUUAGAUUUCAAUGAGCCCCUUCUUUGCAAAAAUCUAGAAAGGUGCUUCUUUUUGCUGUUUCGAUAUUUGCUUCUUAACGACACAAGAGGAGUGAAAACAAUGAAAUUCCAUUGUUCAUAUAAGUGGAUCACGGUGGCUGGAGCAAAGUUUUUGCUUGGAUGUUUCUGGUUGCUAUUGCGAAUUAGUAGCCGGCCUGGGAAUGUUUUGAGUUGUAGGAAAACAUUGAUAGCACUUAGUGCAAGUGACAACAUUUCAUUGGUGCGUGUUCGUAUGGAGAACUGUGAUUGCCGCUGUUAUUGUUGGUUUCAGCUCUGUAAAAUGCCCCUUAUGUUGCCACACAGGAAUUUUGAAGGAUUGUUGUUUUUCUUUAGCAUUGUAAUGACUAUCUUUUUGCAAUGAGUUUGAAGAGACAGAAAGCAAGGGUGUUUGUAUAUAUAUACAUAGCUUCUGAAAGUGACAGGUAAAAUAUCUGAUCACAUCAGCACUCCUGAAAUGCUGGUUUUUCAGUCAUUCCCUAGAGAAACCUGAAAAAUGUAGUUUUGUGUGGGGCACAAUCUGAAGUUUUCUGAAAACAGCCAAUAGCCAAAAUGGCUGGGAACGAUGAGAGUUGUAGUCCAACGUGUGUGGAACGUGUCAGGUUGGUAAAGGCUGUCAUAAAACAAAGCUCUCGGUGCCCUUGCUGAACUACAUAUUUCAUUAUUAAUUUCUAAAGAAAUUUGUGUAUAGAAGCGCUGUAAAAAGGAAGCUUUUGUUUUAGGAAUUGUGCUUAGCCUGCUUGGUUUGGGAGCCUAGAGAAGGAGAUUGUACAUAGGGGGAAAUGCCAAUUCUCAAACAGACCACAUGUAUGAAUGAGAAAGAUUGUUCACAUGUGUGUCAUGCAGUUUUUAUUCACAUAUAUAUAUUCUGUAACAGCAGUCACACAAUCUCUUACUCUUCUGCCUCUUUGCACCCAAACCAAUCCCUGACUAAUGAACUGAUAACCCCUAGUUUAUGUGGUAUGACUUUUUUUACUUUUCUGAUUUUGUAAAACGUGUGGAUUUUAUACUAUAGGUAAUACGUAUUGUUGCAUAAGCAUUGUUGGAACACAAAUAAGGAGAAAUUUCUGUCUGCACCUUGUACAUAGGAUUAUGACAUUUUGUGUGGAUCUGAAUCCCCUUUAACUAAAAUGUGUUCCAUCUCAGACACAUUUUACUAUACUUUUGCACUCUUUGUGUGUACUUGUGUUGCUGUUUUCCUUCCCACUUGGCAAGAUGGUUCCAUAUAACGAAACAAUCCUAGUGGCAAAGAAUUUGCCAUGGAUUGACCUGAUUGUGAUGCACAAAAUAACGUUAGAUGUUCAGAUAAAUGUGCUUGAAACAGCAGCUGAGCGGCUGUUUCGGCACAACUUUAUCCAAUAUGCUUCUUCUUCCAAUAUACCCAGAAAAGCUAUCUUAUUGUCUAUCUGAAUCAAAUGUUUGGCUCUGAAGGACUUGGCUAAAGUAGACCUAAGACCUUCAAAGGAUAGUAAAAUAUCUAAGCCCAAGAGGAUGUUCCUGGCUUGGAUCUUUUGUAUAAAUCAGCUCAAUCACUACACAGGAGAGGAGAAUGGGGCUGGCAGGGAUUUCUCAACAACUUGUUGCACGGGUCAUUUUCACAGCUCUGCCUCUUGCCAAAACCCCGUCAGAUUUAACUAAAAACAGCUCUGCUUGCUUGCUGACAUGUUGGCAAAAACAACAGCUUGUCAUUAUAAAUAUAUAUGACUUUUUAAAAGUCACACUACUUUUGGGGAUCUUUUGUGAAAUUCGACAUCCUUGUACUCAGCCUGAUUAUGUGUUGACGAAUCUGGCAAGAGAAGGAGUGGGGUCCUAUUCUUUCCUUCUUACCAUAAGGCCCUUUUCAAUGAGAAGUACAGGUGAAGCACAUAUCAAAUUGAGGAGCCACUUUGUGUUUAAGAAACAAACCCAGCUUUUAACAGAUAGGUGAUUUCCAACAAAAGUAACAUUUAUUUACAGUGCUUAUAUUCGAUCCUUCUCACCCCGAAGGGGACACAGGGCAGAUCACAGAACACAUAUACGGCAAACAUUCAAUGCCGAUUAUACAAUGACGAGACAGACAACAGAUAGAAGUAUAUUUAGGCUUUUUCUCAUCAUUCAGCAUCUUUUGGAGGCUGUACUCGGUACCGGCCACAGGGGGGUGCUAUCGUGCCAUCUCCUUGCCAAAGGGCUUUCUUUGUUCGUAAACUUUUCUCUGAAACGCCGUGCCUAAAAUACCUCCCUGCUUAAUUUGGUUCCUAUUUAUCUUCUCACAUUGCUGUUUUCGAUCUGUUAGAUGAGCGGAGUAGCUGUGAGCUGGGAGAUCAGGAGCUCACCCUGACCCGACUUCGAACUGUCAACCUUUCGGUUGGCAAGAUUUACUGGUGAUUAACCUGCUGUGUUAUAGCUGGCCCUUCUGCAUCUUCCUUACUCUCUUAAUAUUUGAUAGCCUUCCUAUAACUUCAGUCCUCCGGGUGUUUUGGACUUCAACACCCACAAUUCCUAACAGCCGGUAUUGUGAGAGUUGAAGUCCAAAAUAACUGGAGGUCCAAAGUUUGCCUUUGCCUGUCUAGCUGCUUAGAAGUUCUCAACAUAUUACAAAUUAAUCUAGUAUAUUAUUCUGUUGUUGCCUCACAACCCUGUAUGCUUUUACCAUUGCUUAUUGUAUUCCAUGUACAGUAGACUCUCAGUUAAUUGGAGUUCAAACAACUUGAAAUCUCAAGCAACUGGCGGGAAAAAAAAUCAAAGGAAUAAUACUUUAUUGCAUAUUGCAUUGACAAACUUGUUUUUAUAAUAUAGUAAAAUUGCGCUGUGUUAAGUUUGACUUUAUUUGUCUUAAUUUGCUUUUAAUUACUGUACUUUGAUAUGAAUGUCAAGUCAAUACAGAGUUUAACUUUAUGAUUUGGUAUAAUAUAGUAUUAGUUAGGCCUAUUUUUAAAAGGAACUCUCAAGCAACCAGAGACUGUUUAUCUGGCAUCUACCAAACCCCAUAGGUGCCGGUUAACUGAGAGUACUGUAUUUGCUUGCAACCAUUAGGAGAGUAGGAAGCAGAGGCUGGAAUGACAGGUCUGUCAGGAAACCCUCCAUAGUUGGAAGUAGCCCAGAAAUAACAUUAAAGUGGCCUUUGCAUUAUGCUUUCCCCCCAGGAUCUUCAUCUCUUUUGUUUUGGGGAAGCUAGGACUAACAGCUGGGUUUCUUCCAGAACCUGUAACUCCAGAACUGUUCUAAAUAUGUGAGUAGAAUUGCUCUAGAACAGUGGUGCCUAACCUGUGCAUUUCCAGAUGUGGAUGGACCACCAGAAUCGCAUACCAUUGUCCAUAAUAGCUGGGGCUUCUGAAUGCCGAAGUCCAGCAAUAUUUAGGGAAUCCAUAUUUAGACACCACUGCUCUAAAGUAUUUGGACUGCAAUGCUUUAUCCUAAGGAUAACACAUGUUGACUUCAGUGGCAUUAUUUGCAACAUCAUCAGGUGCCUACAUCAGGCUUGAUCAUAGCUUUCAGUCACUGUCUUACAGGAAGUAAGAACUACUGUGAAUUAUACAGUUGUUCAAGAACUAUGCUGGAAUGGAGAGGCAUCUGUUUGGCACAAUGGCCAAUGCUGCCCUUUCUCCAUCAUAUACCGUCGUGACAGAUAAUGUCAUAUUUUCCUACAUGUAAUGCCAGUGGGCCAGCUCCUGAAGGAGCAUUUCUUUUCCAAGUCACAAAUCUUUCUUUGUCAUAUUGUCAACAUUCACUAUAUAUAUUAUCUGGCUGUAAAUGUGUAUAAAGGGGAAAUGUAUAUGUUUUAAGACAAAGGUGGGGUGGCUCGGAGUUGGAAAACACCCCUUGUAUUUAAAACAUACUUGUGAUUAGUAUAAUUGUGUGCUUGAAAAUCCUUCCAUAUAUAUUUUGCACAUUCUUUUUUUCUUGCAUGUUCAGCCCUUUUAAGUUUGACAACUGUUUGGUACAAGCAGUGAUGUUAAUUUUUUUUAAAGAAACUUUUUUUUGACACUGAACUAUAAAUAAAAUGGUUUGGAAAUUUA
This is a messenger RNA of Anolis sagrei ordinatus, 9295 nucleotides long. It is a transcript of the gene FBXO32, whose product is annotated as F-box protein 32. Gene Ontology annotation, cellular component: SCF ubiquitin ligase complex; nucleus; cytoplasm. The record is from RefSeq and is a predicted model, not a curated record. Lineage: Eukaryota; Metazoa; Chordata; Lepidosauria; Squamata; Anolidae. Gene Ontology annotation, molecular function: protein binding. Gene Ontology annotation, biological process: protein ubiquitination.